CACGGGCCGCAGGAAACAAUAGAGGCCGCGCGCGCGGAGCGAGCGCCCGUCGCCUCCCCGUGCCUCCUGCAACGCACGACCCCGGGAUCCCCAAACCCCUCCCGGCUCGCCUACCGCCAUGGCUGACAAGGAAGCUGCCUUUGACGACGCGGUGGAAGAACGUGUGAUUAACGAGGAGUACAAAAUAUGGAAGAAAAACACCCCUUUUCUUUAUGAUUUGGUGAUGACCCAUGCCCUGGAGUGGCCCAGUUUAACUGCCCAGUGGCUUCCAGAUGUUACCAGGCCCGAGGGGAAAGAUUUCAGCAUUCAUCGACUUGUCCUGGGAACACACACAUCGGAUGAACAAAACCACCUGGUGAUAGCCAGUGUCCAGCUCCCUAAUGAUGAUGCUCAGUUUGAUGCUUCACACUAUGACAGUGAAAAAGGAGAAUUUGGAGGUUUUGGCUCUGUCAGUGGGAAAAUUGAAAUAGAAAUCAAGAUCAACCAUGAAGGAGAAGUAAACAGGGCUCGGUACAUGCCCCAGAACCCUUGCAUCAUUGCAACAAAGACUCCGUCCAGCGAUGUGCUUGUUUUUGACUACACAAAGCAUCCUUCUAAACCAGAUCCUUCUGGAGAGUGCAACCCAGAUUUGCGUCUCCGCGGACAUCAGAAGGAAGGUUAUGGUCUUUCUUGGAAUCCAAAUCUCAGCGGGCACUUACUCAGUGCUUCAGAUGACCAUACCAUCUGCCUAUGGGACAUCAGUGCAGUUCCAAAGGAAGGAAAAGUGGUGGAUGCAAAGACCAUUUUCACCGGGCAUACAGCAGUAGUAGAGGACGUUUCCUGGCAUCUGCUCCACGAGUCUCUGUUUGGGUCAGUUGCUGAUGACCAGAAACUUAUGAUUUGGGAUACUCGUUCAAACAAUACUUCCAAGCCAAGCCACUCAGUCGAUGCUCACACUGCUGAAGUGAACUGCCUGUCUUUCAAUCCUUACAGUGAGUUCAUUCUUGCCACAGGAUCAGCUGACAAGACUGUUGCCUUGUGGGAUCUGAGAAAUCUGAAACUCAAGUUGCAUUCCUUUGAAUCACAUAAGGAUGAAAUAUUCCAAGUUCAGUGGUCACCUCACAAUGAGACUAUUUUGGCUUCUAGCGGUACUGAUCGUAGGUUGAAUGUGUGGGAUUUAAGUAAAAUUGGAGAAGAACAGUCCCCAGAAGAUGCAGAAGAUGGCCCACCAGAGUUGCUGUUUAUUCAUGGUGGUCACACUGCCAAGAUAUCUGAUUUCUCCUGGAAUCCCAAUGAACCUUGGGUGAUUUGUUCUGUAUCAGAAGACAAUAUCAUGCAAGUGUGGCAGAUGGCAGAGAAUAUUUACAAUGAUGAAGACCCUGAAGGAAGUGUGGAUCCAGAAGGACAAGGAUCCUAGACAUGUCUGCACUUGUGAUUUAGACUCCCCUUGUUUUCUUCUGAACCCUGAGAUGGAUUUAACACUGGUUUGAGACACAGACUUUGUUCAGCUAUCCGGCUACAAUAGGUGCCACCAACAAUACUAUUAGCCCAAACCAUGGGUGUUUUCUAAAUCUUAACUGGGGGGCUUAAUUCAACAAAGCCACAGACUUAUACUUAAAUUUUUCUUCAGGAAUUUUCUGGUAACAAACCCAGGUCUAAAAGUAGCUUCAGAAAUGGGGCAUUAUUAUGCGUGAUUAUUUUUCUAUAAAUAUUGUAAGAUGACAUCUUGCAAUAUUUAUACUCCUGGCUCGAACAGUUACUUCACUUAUUCCUUAUCCAUUCUGGCCACUUACUUGAGAAUCUGAAAAACUUGGGGAUAUAGCUUAAGAAGAAAAAUAAUCACACAUAAUAUGCCCCAUUUCUGAAGCUACUUUAGACCUGGGUUUAUUACUAGAAAAUUCCUGAAGAAAAAUUUAUAAAUUUAUAAAAAUGAAUAAAUUUUAUUCAGGAAUAAAAAUGACAUCUUGCAAUAUUUAUACUCCUGACUCAGACACCUACUUCACUUGGCUUUUGUUGUGUGCGGUUUUUUUGUUUUUGUUUUUGAAACUUGGGACCACCAAGUUGUGAGAUGUAUGUUUUUUAACUGACAGUCAUACCACUGGUAAACUGUCAAGUUGAGAAAGUGAAUUGCUAGUUUGUAUUGUUUUUAAAAUUAAAUUAAUCCUUGAUAAGAGUUGCUUUUUUUAGGAGUUAGUCCUUGACCACUAUAGUUUGAAGCCAUCUCCAUUUUGGUUGACCUGUCUCACCAUCAGGCCUGUUACUCUCUAUGACUAACUGUGUAAGUGCUUAUAAUGGAAUAAAUUGCUUUUCUAUGAA
This is a messenger RNA of Myodes glareolus (Bank vole), 2295 nucleotides long. RefSeq names its product RB binding protein 4, chromatin remodeling factor (gene Rbbp4). Gene Ontology annotation, molecular function: protein binding. NCBI's taxonomy places the organism in Eukaryota, Metazoa, Chordata, Mammalia, Rodentia, Cricetidae. The record is from RefSeq and is a predicted model, not a curated record.